AUGGAGCUGAACGGGAAGAAGAAACUUCAUGCUCUUUCCUUGGCAGAGAAGAUCCAGGUGCUGGAGAUGCUGGACGAAUCCAAGAUGUCCCAGUCAGAGGUGGCCCGUCGCUUCCAAGUCUCCCAGCCCCAGAUCUCCCGCAUCUGCAAGAACAAGGAGAAGCUGUUGGCUGACUGGUGCAGCGGGACAGCCAACCGGGAGCGGAAGCGCAAGCGGGAGUCUAAAUACAGCAGCAUCGAUGAGGCCCUGUUAUGCUGGUUCCACAUUGCCCGCACCAAGAUGUGGGACGUCACGGGACCCAUGCUGCUCCAGAAAGCCAAGGAGCUUGCGGACAUCAUGGGCCAGGAGUUUGUGCCUAGCAUCGGCUGGCUGGUGCGGUGGAAGCGCCGUAACAAUGUCUGCUUUGGCCAGCGACACCCGGUACGAGCUGUCCACACCCCGGAGCCCCUGUACAACAAGGGGCCGGUGCCGGCUUCCCUCAGCCUGCCCCAGCUGCUGAAGGAUUUUGCCCCGGAGAACGUUUUUGGCUGCGGGGAGGUGGUGCUCCUGUAUAAGGCCAUGCCUGGCAGGGAGCGGGAGGGCAGGGAGUGGCUGUGCGUGGUGCUGUGUGUGAACAGGAGCGGCACGGAGAAGCGGAAGCCCGUGGUGGUCGGCAGGCGGCUGGCUCCGCGAUGUUUCUUUGGGGUCAACACGGAAGCUUUGCCGGUCCUUUACCGCAGCAGCACCGAUGGGCAGCUGACACCAGAGCUCUUCUCGGAGUGGCUGAUAGACUUUGACCGGGAGAUGGGCCGGCAGCACCGCAGUGUGGCACUGGUGCUGGAUGCUGAGCGGCGCUGCCCCGAGCCAGAGCCUGCCAACAUCCGCCUGGUCUUCCUGCCCCCGCAGCCUCGCCACAAUGACGGCCCCUCGCUCUGCCCGCUCCACCCCGACCUCAUCCGGGAUUUCAAGUCCCGCUACAAGCGCAGGCUUCUGGGCAAAGUGUCCUCCAUCGGCAACGAGACCGACAGCUCCCCCACCUCCAUCGCCGCCUCCAUCACCAUGCUGGAUGCCCUCCACAUGGUGGCAGCCGCUUGGGACAAAGUCCAGCCCUCCCUGGUGGAACAGUGCUUUGGGGAGGCCGGCUGCUCCACGGGGAAGGGGUCCCUGGGGUCCUCCAGCCAUGCCCCCCCCAGGGGGAUGAGCCCGGAAGAAUUCCAGAGCUUUGUUGACAUGGAGACGGAGCUGGCCUGUCCCCCAGCCCUGCCCCCAGCCAGGGCCUACAAGGAGGAGGAAGAGGAGGAGCAGGAGGGGGAGGACCUUUUUGGCAGCCUGCCCACCAAGGCCGAUGCCCUGAAGGCCCUGGGGACUCUGCGGCGCUGGUUUGAGUGCAACGGCUCGGCCGAGGGGGUCUUCCAGCAGUUCUACAGCUGCGAGGAGGAGGUGGAGCGGCUGUGCUGCCAGUGAGCGCCCAACUCCCCACACUGCCUCCGGCGGCCUCCCAACGCUGGAGCAUGGAGGGGCUGGUGGCCCUGUACCGCACUCACUCAGUGCUUGGAGAGUGGGAUUCCAGCCCAAUCCUGCAGUGCCUGAGCGCUGGGGGACUGGAGUCAUCCCCCACUGGGGGGCACGAGGGACUGGAUUCAUGCCCCCAUUCUCUGCCAUGGCCUCUGAGAGCUGGUUCUGGGGAAGAGGAAUUGGAGACUAGCCCUUUUCUUUCUUCUGGGCGCAUCUUUAUGGGCAUAUAAAGAUCUGAAAGAGCCUGCAUUGGUAGUUACUGCUGUUACCACCACCCUCAGCAGGAUCCUCAGCCAAAUAUUUUCCACUGGCAAUUCUGGGGUUCCCCCAUUUCAAGGGUGUCCUGCUAGUCACCACCCCAAAAGGGGCCAGGCCUCUUUAGAACUGGGGCUUGAGUCAGGUUCGUGUCAUCUUAAUGGAAUCACAAUUACUGCAACUCUCCCCCACUUCCGACUCGGGCUUGGAAACUUUUGCCCACAGAACUGCACUUCUGCAUGAAAUAAAUCCAGGGAAGAAAGAAAGGGGGAAGUUGAAUUUUGACAGUUUUUCUCCCAAUUGUUUGAGCUCUAGGCAUUCAACAAAAACAAAACCGACCCCCCAAAAUAGCAAUAGCAACACCAGCCCGACUGGGGAGAACAGCCUCCGCAUUAAAUGGAUUUCUUUUCUAGGCACCUUAUUAUCCUUCAGCUUCCCAGAGAUCCAAGGAAAGGGAGGAAGAGAAGUGAUGUUUUAAUAUGAGGUAGUACACCACCCAGAGCCAGCAGCCUCUGAUCUUUGGAUGGGAAGAUUUAACUUCCACAGCUGCAGAGGUGAACAGUAGUGGGGGCCUGGAGGUAGGGCACUGGUCUGGAAGUCAGGACUCCUGGGUCCUAUUCCUAGCUCUGGGAGGGGAGUGGUGUCUAGUGGUCAGAGCAGAGGAGGCUGGGACUCAAGAUUCCUGGGUUCUAUCCCCAGCUCUGAGUGGGGCGUGGUGUCUACACUGCAAUGUAAGCCCAGAGUUUGAACUCAGGCCUAACCCCCCUUCCAUCUACACACAAAUUGCACUAACCCAGGGUCAGAGGACCCCACAGGAGUAGAGGGUCCAAGCCUGAGUUAAGCUGGGACCCAGGGUUCAAGCCCUAUUGCUUUGUAGUGUAAAGUCCCACUGGACUCAAGCUCUGGGAGUCUGCCAAUGGUCUCCCACAAUUCCAUGGGUCAACUUUCUUUGUCCUCUGGACAGGCAAAGUUUCCCACCCUGCACCAAGACCAAAGGGCUAGAGCAGCCACAUUUUGGGAGGAUGCAAGGAAGUGUGGGACACAGUAGUUGGACUCAGGCCUGCACAAUGCAGCAGCCCUAGGGUGGGACCCAGGGUUCAACAAUUCCUAACCCAGGGUUACAAAGGAGUGUAGGCACUCAAGCCCUAGGUUAACAAACCCAGGAUCUAUGACCUCCAGUUCCACUAACCCUGGAUUGUCAUUGCAGUGUAGACAGGCCCUGGGAGUUCUGACUUCUUCAGGACUCUAUUCCCGGCUCUGCUCCGACCUGGAGCAAGUCCCAAAUCCUCCGUGCCUCAGUUUCCUCUCCCACCCUUCGUCUAUUUAGAUUCAGCUCUUCGGAGGCAGGAACCAUCUCUCACCAGGUCUACAGGGCCCAGCAUAAUGGGGGUUCUAAGUGCUACCGUAAUGCUCCUAAUAAAUGAGAAAAUA
Dermochelys coriacea (leatherback sea turtle) is the source of this 3180-nucleotide messenger RNA. RefSeq names its product tigger transposable element derived 3 (gene TIGD3). Gene Ontology annotation, molecular function: DNA binding. The transcript has a single exon. The record is from RefSeq and is a predicted model, not a curated record. Gene Ontology annotation, cellular component: nucleus. Bases 1 to 1443 code for a protein of 480 amino acids. NCBI's taxonomy places the organism in Eukaryota, Metazoa, Chordata, Testudines, Dermochelyidae.